Messenger RNA from Propithecus coquereli (Coquerel's sifaka), 1063 nucleotides. RefSeq names its product G patch domain containing 11 (gene GPATCH11). Gene Ontology annotation, molecular function: nucleic acid binding. Bases 206 to 988 code for a protein of 260 amino acids. Gene Ontology annotation, cellular component: kinetochore. The transcript has 10 exons. Lineage: Eukaryota; Metazoa; Chordata; Mammalia; Primates; Indriidae. The record is from RefSeq and is a predicted model, not a curated record.
CUGCGCUCGUAUACUCAGUCUGGCCAGAAGCGAAUCGGCGCGAGUAGAGCUACCAGGUCAAUCCUGUUCACUGUAGUAGGAGACUACACAAGGAUAUUUCGAACCAAGAGGCAAGAAUCAUUGGGGGCCAUCUUGGAGGGUACCACAAGGUUACAAGAGCAUUUGCCUCACAGUAAUUAAAUAUUAUUGCCAUAUUAAGUUGAACAUGGCAGAAGAAGAGGACUAUAUGUCUGAUUCCUUCGUUAAUGUCCAAGAAGAUGUCAGACCAGGAUUGCCAAUGCUGAGGCAAAUCCGAGAAGCCCGUCGAAAAGAAGAAAAGCAACAGGAAGCAAAUUUGAAAAAUAGGCAGAAGAGUUUAAAAGAAGAAGAACAAGAAAGACGUGACAUUGGGUUGAAGAAUGCACUAGGCUGUGAAAACAAAGGGUUUGCUUUGCUCCAAAAGAUGGGAUAUAAAAGUGGUCAGGCUCUUGGCAAAAGUGGAGAUGGUAUUGUUGAACCAAUUCCUCUCAAUGUCAAAACAGGGAAGAGUGGCAUCGGUCACGAGGCAUUAUUGAAACGGAAAGCGGAGGAAAAAUUAGAAAGCUACAGAAGAAAGAUUCACAUGAAAAACCAAGUUGAAGAAAAAGCUGCAGAACAGUUUCGAAUGCGACUUAAAACUAAGCAAGAUGAGAUGAAGCUAGAAGGAGAUCUUAGAAGAAGCCAGCGAGCCUGUCAACAAUUGGAUGCCCAAAAAAAUAUUCAGGUUCCCAGGGAGGCAUGGUACUGGUUGAGGCUUGAAGAGGAGACUGAAGAAGAGGAAGAGGAAGAAAAAGAAGAGGAUGAAGAUGAAUAUAAGAGUGAAGAUUUAAGUGUACUGGAAAAAUUGCAAAUAUUGACUAGUUAUUUAAGACAAGAACAUCUAUAUUGUAUUUGGUGUGGAACAGCCUAUGAAGAUAAAGAAGACCUAUCUUCAAAUUGCCCAGGACCAACUUCUGCAGAUCAUGACUAAGAUUAUUCCCAAUAAAGUGGAAACUUGAAAAAUGUCAUUGUUUUCUAGAGGUAGACAAUUCAGCAGUUAGAAAUC